Messenger RNA from Chlamydomonas reinhardtii, 3523 nucleotides. RefSeq lists its product as uncharacterized. Bases 381 to 2585 code for a protein of 734 amino acids. Gene Ontology annotation, molecular function: nucleic acid binding. Lineage: Eukaryota; Viridiplantae; Chlorophyta; Chlorophyceae; Chlamydomonadales; Chlamydomonadaceae. The record is from RefSeq and is a predicted model, not a curated record. The transcript has 7 exons.
AUGCUUUGCAACUGGCCAAUUUGCGCACAGGAAACCUCUAAAGCGCGGGCCGGCAGCACGCCUACGACUUUUCCUUAGGCAAUAUGCAUUUAAAUUGAAGAUAGCUCUUCGCAAAACGCAUUUAUGUACAGCGGACGUUUGUGGACGCCGCCUGUAUCAUCAUGUGUUGAGCGGCCUGGACGAGGAGUGCACACUUAUUUUACUGAAGACGAGUAGAAAAGCAAUUGGUACUUCUAUCUCACUGUAACUGAGCUCAGAAACACAGUCAGGCGAAUUCCUGACAACGGUCAGACUGGCAGCUCAAAGGAAUAGGCGGACGUGGAGGCGGAAGGGGGCCAAUUACAUCGCUCCCCGGUGCUGAGCUGCCCGGCGUCAGCAGCAUGUAUCACCAUCAUGGGUUGGGCCAAGUGUCACAGCAGGGACAGCAUGGGGCUGGGCACGGAGCCCCGGCGCAGUUCGCGACAAGCGAUGCAGUUGCGGUCGGCCCCGCCGGCGUAACCACGACGUACAUUCAGGUCCCACAGCAGCAGGCGGUUCUUCUGGGUCCUGGUACAGUGUUCGGGGUUGCGGGGCCGGGCGGGUUUACGGUGUUUCCCACCAGCGCCGGGCUGCUGCCCGCGGGGGUCUACGCCUCCCCCCACGUGUCGCAAUUGCCGCACCAGCAGCCCUACCAGGGCGCGGGUAGCGGCAUGGGAGCCGCGCCUCAGAUCAUGGGAGGUGGCGCGAUGCCGUACGGAGCGCACCAGUCGGCGCACCACCCGCACCUGCAGCACCUGCAGCACCACCAGCAGCAGAUGCAACAGCUAUCCAUGCAAGCCCGGCCGCAUGCCCAACACCAACACCCCCACGCACACGCCAUGGGUGGGCAGCAGCCAAUGCCGCUGCCUCAGCGCCGGCCGGGCAUGAGGCCGCAGCAGCCCUACGAUGCAGGCGCGGGGCGGCAGGCUGCGUACGCAGGCAGCAGCCCGCAUCCACGCCAGCAGGGCGGCACCCCUGGAGCCUACCCACACCAGCAGCCACCGCAACAGCAGCAACAGCAGCAGCAGUUGCAGCCAUCAGGCGCCGGGCCAGGGAGCAGAGGGCACAGCUUGGCGGGCCCGGGCGCCCCAGCGCUCGCGCGCGGGGCGGGGGUACAGCAGGGGGCGCGCCCGGGUGCGCGGCAGGGUGGCCCGGUCUACAGCAGCCCCCCGGCAGCUGACGGCGCCAGUGUCAGCCUGGAGGGUCUCGAAGUAGUUUCCGUUGGUGAAGCACUUCAUCAGGAGAUAUCGGCUACCAACGAGGGUCACGGCCCAGCACGCGACGCGCCUGGUGCUGCGGCUGCGGCUGACCAUGCCGCCGGGGCCUCGGGAAGCGAGGCCACCGGCACGGGUGGCUCCUCCUCCGCGGCCACCUCUGCCAGUGCCAUGGCAGCUGCUGGGAGGGCGGGAGCAGCACCGCAACCGCUGGGAGGUGGAGGUGGCGCAGGUUUCCCGCAGCGCGGGACCGCAGCCGCGUCCGGGUCCGGCAGCAUGCUGCAUGCGACGGAGGCCGGACCCAGCCCUACGGAACGGCCGGCAGCUUCGGCAGGCACCCAGAUCGGCGGGUCCGUCAGUAAGCUGGUUGUCGCAAGCGGCGCUGUGCACGCGAUCCCCCAGCAGCAGCAGCAGCAGCAGCUGUACCAACAGCAGCCACAUCCUCUUACUUCCCCGCCUGGCGGACCUGUGCUCUGGUCCGCUGGCGGCGGGAUCAUGGGAGGCCCCGCGGCAGUGCGUCCUUUCCCGGUGGUCAACGUCAGCAGCGCCUUUGGCGAUGCAACCGCCUCCGCUGCUGCUGCCGCGGCUGCAGCAGCCGCGGGGAUGGCGGGCGUCAGCCUGGGGCCCGGCCGGGCUGGCGGGGGCGGCGGCGCGGCCGCCGCCGCUGGCCUCGACCACGGCGGCAGCACUGCCAUGCGUGCCCUGAUCAACUGGCGCGGCACGUUUCGAUCCAGUUUGCAGCCGUACGAAGUGCUGCCUCCGGACCACCCGGGCAAGGGCACGGAGGGACUGCGCGAGCUGCGGCUGGGAGCGCUGGAGGUGUUGGUGGCGGAGACGCCGGAUGCCGCCAACGUGGCCGUGGAGACGCUGAGGGCGCGCAUGUGGGACGGCGUGCUGGCCAUGGCCACAGUGGAGCGCAACGACGAGUCCGACCCCAUCGCCCUGCUGCAGCUGUCCGCCGCCGGCCUGGCGCUGGUGAUGCGGCCGGCGGCGUGCGGCGGGCUGCCGGCGGCCUUCCGCACCGCCGUGGUCGAGGACAGUGACAUAGAGCUGGCGGUGGCGGGCUGGAACGGCAGCGAUGAACGCAACUUCGAGGAGAGCUUCGGCCUGCAGACCUUCUGGUGUCAGAUCACGGAGCUCCCCAAGGUCGCCAAAGCCUGUGGGUACUCCAAGACCGGCAUCAAGGCGCUGGUGCAAGCGGUGCUGGAGCCGGCAGCAGCCAUGCCCAAGAGCAAGAAAAUGGGCUCGCAUGACUGGUCAUCGCCUACCCUGCCGCCCGAGAUCAUCAAGCAGGCUGUGCUGGAUGUUGCGUGCAUCGAGCACGUGUUCCGGUGCCUGGACGGGCGCUUCUAGGGCCGUACGUCCAGCAGCAGCUGCUGCAGCUGCAGCUGCAGCACCAGCAGCAGCUGCAGCUGCGCCAGCAAGGACCUGCCGCAGUCAGCAGGCAGUAGCCCUGCCAGGUGCACCGUGAGGCGCCACUACUGCUGGAAGGACCAGCCUGCUGCAUGGGGAGGUGCGGUGGGCGCAACAUCGGCGGCGGAGAGUAAGGCAGCAGGAGCAGGCGGCCGAGUUUGGCUUCCUUGCCGCGCUCACGCGCUUGAUGGGGCCUCGGGCAUGCACUGCGGCGCGGUGCGGUGCUAGCAGUGACGGAUGCGGCGAUCGAGCGCAUGGGGCGAUCAAGCGCCAGUCUGCUGCUGGUCGCGCCUGCGUGCUGUGGUCACAUCAUCACGCCAGCCAACCGAUCAACACCUAGCUAGGGCACAGGGCAGCUAGCCAACCCGCGGCUAGGUGCUGCUGCAGCCGCCUGGCUUCUGUCCGGUCAUCCGUGACAAGUUGCUUGCCCCAGCACACGCGGCAAGUACGCUGUGCCUGCGGAAUUCAUAGCGCGUGUCCAUGGAUAGGGGUGCGGCGAGCUCCAGUCAUGGCGUGGCGUGGCUCCAGCGCUUCUCCUUGACAUGUUGGGCAGUGCAUUGCGGGUGGGUAGGUGUGGCGCGCAAUUUUGCAGGUUGUGGCAACGCGUGCGCGCUUGUGUGAGCAAGGCGAGGGUCCCCGGUGUGUCGGCCCUGACGCACGCAUACAUUGUGCCUAGCUGCCUCCCGGCAUGCGGCGGGAUGCAUGCGGAUACGGUAGCACACUUUCCAUGCUCGGCAUGCAUGUUGCAUCUGCAAUUACUGCAGCGGGUUAUGUGUGCCGUAUGAUUUGCAACGACUCAAUGUCGCCAGCAGCGGUCGGCCAGCGCAUGGCUGAGUCGCAGCGGUCAGAGUGAGAUGAUGCCUUAAGAAUUAGGGAUG